AUGCCUGAACUGCCCGCUGCAGCCCUGAGAGAAGAGGCAGCAGCAAGAGAGUGGGGAGAACAGGGGCUGUUGCUGGUGGUGCAGCUAAGGGUUCGUGGGCGCGAGCAGCUGCAGGACAGCAGGGAGCCUGAGUGGAAGGUGACACCCACUGCAGAUCACCCUCAAGAAGACAGCGGACCUCGCAUCCUCCUAAUGCUGUUGACUUUCGGCCCCUGCAUCAUCAUCAGGCUAGUUCAGUUUGUCAAGGAGCAGGACCUCGUGGAAAAUCCACCAUCUUGUCUUAGGCCCUUCCUACCUCCACACCCUCUGGAGCCAGAACCCAUUCUUGCCUUGCAGGAAGCGGAGAAGAGGAAGGAGAAAAAAGCCACCCUGCCGUCAGCUCCAGCUCCCCCCUACCCGGUUUUGCAGGGGGGAACUGGAGAAGAGUUAAUUUUUCCUCCCCCGUAUCAUUUCCACAGGAUGCCGAAGAGAUUUGAUCCUGCCCCGUCGCGGGAAGCUGACACAGUUCCGGGAAUGCCUGGGGGCGGAGUUCUGGGAAUGCCUGGGGGCGGAGUUCCGGGAAUGCCUGGGGGCGGAGUUCCGGGAGUGCCUGGGGGCGGAGUUCCGAAAGUGCCUGGGGGCGGAGUUCCCAGAGUGGCCGCGGUUCCGGUUCUGGUAGGAAGCCCGCCUCUCACCCGGCAAAGAGCUCAGCGGGAACUGUCUGUUGCAGCACCCGACUCCACUAUCAAGACCCUGCCCUUACGGGCCACUGGACCCCCGGAUGCGGAUGGCAACCAGCCCCAUUUUUACUGGCCUUUCGCAACUAGUGACUUGUAUAACUGGAAGGCACAGAACCCUAAGUUCUCCGAAAAGCCGGGGAGACUUAUUGACUUGCUAGAUUCUGUUCUUUUCACCCAUCAGCCCACAUGGGACGACUGUCAGCAGCUUUUACAGGUUCUGUUCACAACGGAAGAGAGAGAAAGGAUCCUCAAUGAGGCCCGGAAGAUGGUUCCUGGUGUAGACGGAAACCCAACCACAAACCAGGCCCAGAUAGAUGUCUCUUUUCCUUUAACUAGGCCUGAAUGGGAUUUCAACACGGCAGAAGGUAAGGAGAGGCUUUUGGUCUACCGCCAGACUCUAAUGGGGGGUCUCCGCAGGGCUGCUAGAAAGCCCACCAAUUUGACCAAGGUAGGGAACAUACAGCAGGAAAGAGAUGAGUCUCCAGCUGCCUUUCUAGAACGGAUCAUGGAGGCAUAUCGCAUCUACACCCCCAUGGAUCCAGAAGCCCCUGAGAAUAAGGCAGCUGUAAUAUUGAGUUUUAUAAACCAGUCAGCCAUGGACAUUAGAAAAAAACUGCAGAGAAUAGAUAGGUUAGGAGAAAAGAGUUUACAGGAUUUACUGGCAUUGGCAGAGAAGGUGUUCAAUAACCGAGAGUCCCCUGAGGAUAGGCAAUCCCGCGCCAUGGUGGCUGCCAGUGACAAGCAGACCUGAAACCUGGCCAAGAUUCUGCUAGCCACCACCAUGGAGUCCCCUGAGGAGCGGACCCGCAAACUUCGCCAGCUUGCUGAUGGCCAAGAAAGAGGUAAGGGAACCGCCCGGGGUGGGAGAAAGAAGCUGCAAUGGCACCAGUGUGCUUACUGCAAAGAGAUAGGGCACUGGGUCCGAGAAUGCCCAAAGAAGGCCGGUAAAAAGGAAAACAAGACGGACCGGGUGGAGGUCUUGGAGCUGGAAGGACUGAGUGAUUAGGGGAGUCGGGGUUCGGACCCCCUCCCCAAGCCCAGGGUAACUCUUAGAGUGGAGGGGACCCCUGUUGACUUUCUUGUUGACACUGGAGCACAACAUUCGGUUCUCCGCACACCUCAGGGGAAGCUAGCUAAUAAAAAGUCCUGGGUGCAAGGGGCAACUGGCAUGAGCCAGUAUUCAUGGACUACCCAAAGAACAGUAGAUCUAGGAAAGGGCCGGGUAUCCCAUUCUUUCAUGGUAAUACCAGAGUGCCCCUACACCCUAUUAGGACGGGACUUGCUAACCAAGAUUGGAGCCCAAAUAACCUUCAGACAAGGGGGGCCUCAGGUCACCGCUGGUGAAGGCCACCCCAUCCAGGUUCUGACUCUGAGACUGGAGGAUGAAUAUCGCCUCCACCAGGGGGCGCCCCCAGUAGAGAACAAUAUGGACAGGUGGCUGCAAGAAUUCCCCACAGCCUGGGCAGAGACGGGGGGAGUAGGACUGGCCACCCACAGGGCCCCCACCCUGGUAGAGCUAAAACCAGGAGAAGGCCCAAUAAGAGUCAAACAGUACCCUAUGUCCCAGGAGGCUCGGAAGGGAAUCCAGCCUCACAUCCGGAGACUGAAAAGCCUAGGGAUACUGGUUCCAUGCCAAUCUGCCUGGAACACCCCCCUCCUGCCAGUCAGAAAGCCCCACACGAAUGACUAUCGACCAGUCCAGGACCUCCGGGAAGUAAAAAGAGUCCUGGAUAUACACCCAACCGUUCCUAACCCAUACACUCUCCUAAGCUCUCUUGCACUCUCUAGAGUCUGGUAUACUGUAUUAGACUUGAAGGAUGCCUUUUUCAGCCUGCCGCUAGCGCCUCAAAGCUAACCCCUGUUUGCCUUCGAGUGGCACGACCCAGAGGAAGGCUACAGUGGACAAUUAACCUGGACGCGAUUGCCCCAAGGAUUCAAGAAUUCACCCACCAUCUUCGACGAGGCGCUGCAUGAAGACCUCGAUGAGUACAGGAGAGAGCACCCCAAUCUCACCCUCCUUCAGUACGUAGAUGACAUCCUGAUUGCUGCCGAUACCGCCAAAGAUUGUGAGCAAGGGACCAAAGAUCUGCUGGCCACCCUAGGGACCUUAGGGUACCGGGCCUCUGCGAAGAAGGCUCAGAUAUGCCAAAAGAGGAGUGCGGUUCCAUCCCAGUGUGGCCCUCAACCCUGCUACCCUGCUACCUGA
Messenger RNA from Myotis lucifugus (little brown bat), 2925 nucleotides. RefSeq lists its product as uncharacterized. The record is from RefSeq and is a predicted model, not a curated record. Lineage: Eukaryota; Metazoa; Chordata; Mammalia; Chiroptera; Vespertilionidae. Gene Ontology annotation, molecular function: zinc ion binding; nucleic acid binding; aspartic-type endopeptidase activity. Gene Ontology annotation, biological process: proteolysis; virion assembly.